CUCUCUCUCUUAUCAGUCAUUUACAACAGAGCAGAGCAGCGUCAUGGCAACCUUCGUCUCAGUGAGUCUAUGUUUUCAUUUAUACACUUUUUAUAUGUCUUUAAAUCUGAUUUACUUUUUAAUCCCGUGGUUCAUGAGUUUUUGUUCUUAAUUUGUAACUAAUGCAAAAAAAAUAACUUGGAUUUAUUGUCAGAAAAUGUCCAAAAAUACGAAAAUUUCAUAUGUAUAUGUAUAUCUCUCUUGAAAAGUGUCCUUUCAUAAACACGACUCAAAUGUGUGGUCAGGUGUAAGCUUGCUGUAUUUGGAUGUUAUUUGUGUGUGUUUUUCAUAUCUUUACUGUACCAUAAAUGAGAAAGAAAUGUCAUAUUUUUGUAUGUUAAAUAUUAUUGUAAUCUUGAACGAUUACCAACAAAUGAUGACAGCUGUAAACAUGAACAGAGAGUCUGAUAUCAACUGAGGCUCCUCGAAACCUAAAAUAAUAUUCCGUUUUGUUCCUUUGUAUGUUUGUAAAAUGUUAUUUUGUCCAUUUGGUUAUUAUGAUUUUUAGCUUUUUUAAUAACUCGUUUUUAUCACAUUGGGUGUUCAAAUGUUGGUAACUCAAACCCAAACUAACAUAUUUAAUUAGAAACUUUAAAUACACUUAGAAUGUAAAUGAAGAGUUUAUGUUUCUUUUGCAGACCUGUUGGUCUUAUUAUAAUAUUUAAUUUAAAAACAGAUGAAUAAUGUUGAAGUUACAGAGUUUAAUGAUAUUCCUUCAGUGGAUUCUGGUUAUAUCAGAGGGUUUCUGUGUGCAGUGUUUUGUGCUUCAGGAGGUUAAAAGAGUCUAAUUAAAGCAGAAGUAGGUCUGUAUCCGCUGCAGGGGCCCCUGAGAGCCGCCCCACUGACUGACAGCUCGAUUUAGAUCCAACACCCUCAAACUCUGAACGUCCUCUGCCUCAUCUGUCUGUCAGCGUCUUAGUCUGAUUUUUCACAGUCAAACUAUGAAAGAACAUCUGAAAAUACACAGCACCAUGUUCCUUAGCUCCUCACUGCAGCUUGUUUAGAAAAGAUGAAACAGAAAGAAUUACUGUAUUUAUCAGAGAACUAUUUUCUGCAGCGGAUGAAUACUCUUUUUCCUCCUCUCAUAUUUGGUCACUGGUGUUAGCUGACAUAAUUUAAUCCUUUAUUUGUCUUCUCCUCAGUUGGCGACGUGUCAUCACUGUCCCGUGGUGACGUCCCGUCGUGGUUUGGUCUACAGAGAAUCUUUGUCGGUUCUGUCCAGGAACCUGAGGGUCCCGGGAGGCUUCCAUAGACCCCCCAUCGUCGCCACCAGGUUGCAGGGCAACAGUCUCCAUAACAAACACAGCUGCAGAUUAACCAGGUCAAAAUUUACUUUAUAAUUUAAUCCUCCACUGUAACAACCCUGCAUCUCUCAUAGUGGAAGCUGCUGAAUCAUGAAGUGUGUGUUAGUAAAGAAGAGGCACAGAACGAGCAGAAGUAUGAGAGGCUGAGAAACAAAAACUGUUUAAAAAUAUAAAUUCAAAAUACUAAAUGGAUGUAAAUGAAACUAAACCAGUAGGAUUUCAUUACUUUAAGUGAGCUGUUCAUAUAAAAGAUGGAGAGAGAGGUAUUUCACUGGUUUGGUUUUUCACCCUGAAAUAGUGUUGUGUCAUUCAUGAACGAUUUGUUCAAAAGAACGGAACUGCUGAGUGAACGACGUUAACUGAAUCACUCCGAGACCUGAUUCAAUCCUUUCUCAGUUCAGUUGAGCUCAGCCAUGAGCCUGGCGUGCCAGUCGGGAGUGCAACUGCCGCCUUUGACUCUUUGGCAAACAACACAAAGCCAGCCAGCGGGCAGGGGGGCGGAGUCUCGUGAUGCACUCAUAGCGAAUGAACGAUAUGUAUAAGUCAGUGAACGAAACGAACAACCUGUAUCAGUCAGUGAAUGGAAUGAUUCAGUCAGUCAGUGAAUGACAUGGUGAACGAAACGAAUGACUUCUGAACAACUUGAUGCAGGCAGAGGAGGGAGGGGUGUAGCGUCGUUCACGACCUGCUGAGCAGCGGUUGGUUGACUGAGGCUAAGAUAAAACAGGUCAUUAUAGUGCCUUUACAUUAAUACCCUUGUAUAAACUUUCCUGUAAGAAGGAUUCAAUUUCAGCCGAUUUAAAGAAAUACAAUAUUUGACAUCUUUAAAAGUAUCUGAAUCCCCGCUACAGCUGACAUGUUUAUUUAUUUUUAAUCUCUCCACUUUUCCGACAUAUAAAGGAACGACGACUCGCGCUCGUUUAGCGGCGUGCUGCUUGCUGCUGUGUUGUUUCCGCCGACAGCAACACACAGAGAGGUGAGUUUUUCAGGGCAGGGGAGUGAUUCUUCCUUCAGGACUUGGCGAAUGAACGACAUGUGUCACCCAGUCAACAAUGCUGUGACUUCAGCAGCAGGGGAGGAGAGGGGCUCAGUCAAUGAACGAACUCGCCGCUGUGUCACUCACUAGUGUACUGCAGUGGCAGGACGGGGCUCCGAAGCACUGACUGAUUUAGUGAACAAAUCUUUUGAACAAAUCGUUUUAAUGAACAGAUUCUAAAGAUUCAGUACAGUCAAAAGAACUGAUCUCCCCAUCACUACCCUGAAGAUGGUUCUGUAGGAGACAUGUGGCGCAAAAUAGACUGGGCCUGAACCAGAACACUGACAAGUGCGUUGGGUGGAAAAUAACAAUGGCCAAAAAUACUUAACGACAGGUCACAGGUGUAUGAUAGGGUCCCCAGUCUUAUAUCCUGCUACCACUUGUAUCUUAGAUUUUAUGGUACUUUAUUUACUUUAUUUUAGGUUUUUCUGAUGCUGCCAUGGGACAAAUCCAACAGGUCCCCUCCCUUCUGUUAAAUCCCCUCCUCUCUUUUGGUACCUCACAGGUCUGAUCUCCCACAAUCCGUCGCCCUGGCCCGCUCUAAGAAUCCUGGCAGCAUGAAGCACCUGGUCUUAGCUCACCUAAGGAAGCUGCUGACGCUGAGCCCAGCCCAGCACAGAGGCCUCCACCUGCCGGUCUGAAACUUCACCCAGUUACAUGAUAAUGGUUCUAAUGACAGGGAGAGCUGGACUGACCAGCAGAGGGCGCCAGAUGGAUGCAGGUGGAAACUGAUCCUGAAACAGUUUUUAUUUCCAGAGUGAGUAAAAAAUGAGUUAGAGGACUGAAGGUGGAGCCAACACCUGAGCACAUGGAGCCCAUCCCCCAAUACCAGGACUAGCUGAUGCUCUGAGGUGAAAAAUAAGAUUACUAAGUAUUACACAGUUCUACUACAACUUCAAGUUUAAGUCUAGGACAAUUAUUUUAGGAUAAUCAGCAGAAUAAGUUUGUAGUGAAAAUAAUAUAAAUGGUUCAGUUACAAGGUGUUAGUGCGUGGGUUACAUUUGAAAAGCGAGCAGAAUUUAUGGCUAUGUAGUAAAUAUAUUAGUUUUUCUGUCACCUGCAGUUUGGUGUAAUAAGUGGUAAAGCUGUCAAACAGAAGUAGAGAGGUGAAAAAGAGAAUUUGUUACUCUGAGUUCAGGCACAACCUCAGAGUUGUAUUUCAGGGUGAAGUGAGUUGAGUAGGCGGAUUGUAUGUUAGUUUGCUCCCUGCUGAUGCUUUCAAAGUGUCUGAAUGGAUUAAAAUCCUGCAGCAGAGCGAGCGUGUGGAUUAAAGUAUGAGAGCCGUUAAUACUGAACAUUAAUGAACUUUGAGUCGUAAUCAAGUUAUACAAUGUUCUGACGUCACCAUACUUUUAUUGUUAUGUGUGUUGUUUUUUUUAUGUAUACAGCUUUGUAAAUUGACUGAAUGAUUGAGAGGGUUUUAAACUUUUAUCUAUUUUAAAAUACAUUUGACUUAUACUCAGUCAACGCUGUGUAACAAUAAUCCACUCUAAAGUCAUGUUUUAUCUAAGAUGGUUUAUUAAUUUUGUGAUUGAAGAUCAACAUACACAAAAGGAUUUUUUUUAACUUGGAGGUUAAAAUUUUCUCAGAAUUAAGAGAUAAAAUCUGAGUUUAGAGUCACACCUGAGCUGUCAAUUUUUAUUCUUGGGAUUCUGAGAUUGAAGUCAGAAUUCUUGAAUAACGUUUUUUUAGAUUAAAGUUUAUAUUCUGAGAUCAUUGAGAGAAUUCUGAGAUGAAAGUCAGUAAGGCAAGAUUUAGGAUUUAAGUCAGAAUUCUGAAAUAAAAAACAGAAUACUGAGAAUAAAAUUAGAAAAUUAGAAAUUUUAGACUAAAGCUGAAAUCUUUGAGAAAACUAGAAUUUUAAAUCAGAACUCUGGUAAUCAAAUUUUGAAUCCUAAGAUCAAAUUUCGGUUUAUUGGAUCAAAGUCUGAAUUCUGAGACAAAAAAAAAAAUUGGAAUUAUGAGAUUAAACUAAGAGUCAUUGGAUCAAGAAGAUCUGAGAUCAAAAUCGGAGUUAUGAAGUUACAGCUGGAUUCUGUGAUUAAAGGAGGAAUUAUGAGUUAGAAGUCUGAAUUCUGACAUAAAAGUCAGUUUUCCAAAUUUAGAGUUUGGAAUUAUGAGAUUAAAAUCAGACGACUGGAAAUAAAAUGGAAAUAUGAACUCAAGAAAGAAUUCUGAGAUUAAUUCUGAAAUCAGGUCAUGGCUGGAAUUAAAAGUUAAAAGUCAGAUUUCUGAGAUUUGUGUCAGGACUUUAAGAUUUUAGUUGAAGUUUGAGAUAAAUUGGAAUUUUUACUUUAUUUUCAGAUGAGGGUCAGUACUGAGGUUUCGUCUGGAUGUUUUUAUGAUGAAUUUAGGGGAGGAACACAGAUAAUAAAAGAAAAAUAGUUGGUUUUUUUGUGCUGUAUUGGCUCAGUAUUGCUGAAUAGACUAAGAGCUGCCUGAAACUAGAAACCCUCUGAUCCCUUUUCUACAAUCUGAACCAGCUUAUUCAGCAACAGCUGAGCAUCCAGUCACGCAGAUUCUGUGUGAGAAGUUUUAUUGUAGAGGAAAUAUGUUAAAGCAAGUUCAUGUAAUGGUGAUAACUACAGCAAAAAUGUUUGGUAUUAAAACUGUGACAGCAGGAUUAAGAAAGGGCUGAGGCGAUAAAAAAAGAGCCAAUUUCUGCUUAAAACAUCAAUGUCAUGAAUAAAAUUUAUAACAUCUGAUUUAUCACAGAGCAGGUUCUGUCAUUCAAGAAAUUUUUAGUAUCUCUUUAAAACCAAGGUUGAAUUAAAUUAAAUUAAAUUGAAUUGAUUGAUCUAAAUGGAUCAAAUCUCAAGUUUGGAUUUGAGUGGAUGACUGUUUCUUAAAGAAAAGAACAACCAUGUUUACUGUAAAUAACGUUGCUCUUUAAAUCACAGACUCUUAUCACACACAACGUUCUUUGUUUGCACCAUAUGUGAAAUGUCCAUGUUCUUUUUACAGUGUGACAAUGUAAAAGCUCGUUUGAAGAAGGUUUUGUGCUAUAGGUGACAACUUUUUACAGUGUGACUAUAAAUAUAUAACAUCAUAUAUGUAUUUCUGCUUUUUAUGCAUUCUGACUCAAGCUGAAGCAACAUUAAAAAUUCCAAAUGAAUACA
Molecule: messenger RNA, 5498 nt
Organism: Xyrichtys novacula (pearly razorfish)
Lineage: Eukaryota; Metazoa; Chordata; Actinopteri; Labriformes; Labridae
Source: the annotation of a GenBank genome assembly